Octopus bimaculoides (California two-spot octopus) is the source of this 3046-nucleotide messenger RNA. RefSeq lists its product as uncharacterized. Gene Ontology annotation, molecular function: protein binding. NCBI's taxonomy places the organism in Eukaryota, Metazoa, Mollusca, Cephalopoda, Octopoda, Octopodidae. The record is from RefSeq and is a predicted model, not a curated record.
ACCUUAAAAUUGUUCAUGAAAGAAACGCAUGCGCACUAAACUAACUUCCGUUUCUUUCUUCAUUUUCAAUUUUUUGUCUGCUUUAUGAAUUCCUUUUCAUCAAGUACCGUGCACAGUUACUAACCCUCACACACUGUUAUAAGACAUUUCCCCAUAAAUCUAUACAGUUAUAGUACAUUUCAUAACUACCACACACACGCAGUUGUAACGACACUAUCCUCUCCAAUAACAAAUGUUACUGGCAUAAUGGAAGAUGCACUUACAACCUAUUCCAUCUUUUAAAGACUGAAUGUAAAUGUUAUUUGGAAGAGAUAUCUAUCACUGUUUCUAUGAAUUCAUUGUAAAAUUCCAAUGAACUAUUUGCUCCGAACUGAGAUUAUUUGCAAAAUUUCUGUAUCAUAAUCUGGAGUGUAUGCGAAAUGAUUUUGUAUGCUAAUUGGAUAAAUUUGCAUAGGAGUUUUUAGAUAAAGGCAGAAAAAGAGCAACUGAAAAAAAUGGCUAACAAUAAACAAGAGAAACAAAAUCAACAAGAAAUAUAUAGAAAUAUAUUGACUUGAGAUGGAAAAUAUUGCGCAAACGUCAAAAACUUGAAUUGAUUUUUUUCCCUGAAGACAUGCCUAAAGAUACAAGAAAACUAUCAUGUGACUUUAAUAUCUGUGAAAAGUCAUUCUCCCAGAAGAGUCACCUAAUUAAACAUAAGCGUAUUCAUACAGGAGAGAAACCAUAUUGCUGUGAAAUCUGUGGUAUAUCAUUCUCGCAGAGUGCACAUCUAACUACACACAAACGUGUUCAUACAGGAGAGAAGCCAUAUCAGUGUAAUAUCUGUGGUAAAUCGUUCUCUCAGAAUGGAAGCCUUACUAAACACAAACGUAUUCAUACAGGAGAGAAGCCAUAUCACUGUAAUAUCUGUGGUAAAUCAUUCUGUGGAAGUGAUCAGUUAACUACACACCAACGUAUUCAUACAGGAGAGAAGCCAUAUCAUUGUGCUAUUUGUGGUAAAUCGUUCACUCGAGGUAGUGCUUUUUAUUUUCACAAGCGAAUUCAUACAGGAGAGAAACCAUAUUGCUGUGAUAUCUGUGGUAAAUCAUUCUCUGUACAAAGUAUAUUAAGAUCUCACCAACGUGUUCAUACCGGAGAGAAGCCAUAUCAUUGUGAUAUCUGUGGCAAAUCAUUCUCUCAGAAUGGAAGCCUAACUACACACAAACGUAUUCAUACAGGAGAGGCAGCAAAUCACUGUGGUAUUUGUGGUAAAUCAUUCUCUCAAUUUCAGUAUCUAACUUCUCAUAAGCGUAUUCAUACAGGAGAAAAGCCAUAUCGCUGUGAUAUCUGUGGUAAAUCAUACUCUAUACAUAGCAGCUUAGCAUUUCACCACCGUUUACAUACUGGAGAAAGGCCAUAUCAAUGUGGUAUUUGUGGUAAAUCAUUCUCUGGAAGUAGUGUUUUAAAUUCUCACAAGCGAAGUCAUACAGGAGAGAAGCCGUAUCACUGUAAUAUCUGUGGUAAAUCAUUCUCUCAGAAUUCUACCCUAACUAAACACAAACGUAUUCAUUCAGGAGAGAUAUCACUGUAAUAUCUGUAGUAACUCAUUUACUGGAAGUAGUCACUUAAGUAUACGCCACCGCAUUCAUACAGGAGAGAAGCCAUAUCAGUAUGAUAUCUCUGCUAAAUCAUUCUUACAUAAUACUUAACCAUUCACAAACGAAUCCAUACAGGAGAGAAGCUAUAUCAGUGUGAUAUCUGUGCUAAGUCCUCUAGAUGUAGUUAUCUCAUUUCUCACAAAUGUUCAUACAGGAGAAGAAUAUGAAUGUGAUAUCUGCUGCAAAUCAUUCUCUGUUAGCAGUUCUUUAAUAAUACAUAAACAUAUUCAUACAGGAGAGAAACGAUAUUGCUGUGAUAUUUGUGGUAAAUCACUCUCUGAAUUUUGUAAGUUAAGAAAACACGAAUCUACGCAGACAGUUUAGAAGCCACAUUACUGUUAUGUGUAUGGGAAAUCAUUUAAUGAAAAUAUUCACUUAAGAAUACACAAAUGCAUACAUGUAAGAGAGGAGACAUAUCAGUGUGAUAUCUGGUAAAUCAUUCUCUCGAAAUACUACCUUAACCAUUCACAAAUGAAUCCAUACAUGAGAGAACCCAUAUCAGUGUGAUAUCUGUGGUAAGUCCUUCGCUAGAUAUGAUUAUCUCAUUUCUCACAAAUGUGUUCAUACAGGGGAGAAGCCAUAUCAAUGGGACAUCUGCUGCAAAUCAGUCUCUGUAAAGUGUUCCUAAUAUGGUAAAUCAUUUACUGAAAAUGUUCACUUAACAAUACACAAACACAUACAUAUAAGAGAGGAGACAUACUAGUGUGAUAUCUGGUAAAUCAUUCUCCCAUAUUGAUUCUUAGCCUAAACACAAAUAUAUUCAUACAAGAGAAAAGCCAUAUGAAUGUAAUAUAUGUAGGAAAACAUCCUCUGAAAGUAGUAAUUUAAGAAUUCACAACAGUAUUUAUAGUGGAUAGAAGUCACAUCACUGUGAUAUUUUUGGUAAAUCAUUCUCUCAAAGUUGUAGCUGAAGUGGACUUGUAUGUAUCCCUACAGAAGUGUAACUGUAUCAAUGUGAAAAUUCUUAGCAUCAUCAUCAAAUAUUUUAAGUUCUUCCUGAAGUGAGGUGGGUUUAGCUUUGUGAACUUUACCUAUGACAUAUACCAAACCACUCGGCAUAGCUGCCUUUCUGAGUUAGUCUUUUACAGCUGGUUGAAUUUUUAAUUAUGCCAACCUCUUAUAGCAUGAACGGAUAUGGUUUACUGUCAAAUUUCUUUGAAUGAAGAUCAGGAAUAAACACCCUCAUCUAUAACUGUAAAUGUAUUCACAUUGGAAAGGAGACAUAACAUGUGUGUCAACAGUCUCCCUACACUGUAUUUUAUAUUAAAACACAUAAACACUUGGGAUAACUUACCUCUGCAACAUUUUUCAUAAAAGCAAUUUUCUCUGGAUUGUGAAUGUGUUUACUGUGUAGAAACCAAUAUUGUUAUAUUUGGGAAGAGUCAUAAUUAAUAAAACCUAUAAACACA